CGUUUUCUCUGGUACCUAAUAAGCAUAUAUCCUUUGGGGACAUACCUGAAACUUGUAUCCAGAAGGAGUGAAUGGGGUAGCUUUCUUGCCACCUUUAGAAAGUCCAUUUGAUUAUUUUCUCUUGGACAGGACAGGCAGUGAGAUGAGCUGCGUCAAGCAAGCACUGCCAGUGCCAGCAGCAGAUAUAAGCAGAAGGCAGGUGAUGCGAAUGGCCGUCCGUCCAUGGCGUUGCCCAUUGAGCAUUCCUCAAGGCCGACCCUGGGGUUUCCCUUGGGGACGGCCCUCUUGCUCCUCGUGAUCUUUGCCCUGAGUGGCAUGUUCUCGUGCUGCUACCACUGGGACAAGCUCCGCUCCCUCCUCCGGUCUCGGCAUCCAGGCAUGUUCCAGGAGGGCACCUCCGUCGCGUCCUCGCCGAGCAAGACGACCUGUGAUCACAAGCUGGACAGAGCGUGUGGUUUGCCCGUUAUCAUGCCUGGGGACAAGGUCCCCAGGUUCUUCGCGAGGCCCUGCCCUCACGAGACGUCUUUGUGUUUGCCCCAAGCUGCAGAGAAGACGGCUGGAGUUCCGUCGGAGACCAGAUCAUGCAUGAGCCGUCCGUCAGUAUCUGUAUAAACACCUGCAUGACGCAGUUAGCUGUUACGGUGACCGACUGUGUGUGUAUAUCAUAUGCUUUUGGUAAUACAAUACAAAGUGUGCAAACAUUCCACUUGUGAUAUAUACUAUAUACAAGAUUUAGACAGUGUUAGGACUUAUUCGUUUUGUUCUCAAUCUAUGUGUAAUAGAUGAGAUUGAGUGAGUUUAAAUUCUAAA
Molecule: messenger RNA, 810 nt
Organism: Zea mays
Lineage: Eukaryota; Viridiplantae; Streptophyta; Magnoliopsida; Poales; Poaceae
Product: hydroxyproline-rich glycoprotein family protein
Source: RefSeq, marked predicted